Corticium candelabrum is the source of this 7778-nucleotide messenger RNA. Its product is annotated as filamin-C-like. Gene Ontology annotation, biological process: lipid metabolic process; actin cytoskeleton organization. Bases 40 to 7572 code for a protein of 2510 amino acids. Gene Ontology annotation, molecular function: actin filament binding; oxidoreductase activity, acting on the CH-CH group of donors. The transcript is spliced from 20 exons. NCBI's taxonomy places the organism in Eukaryota, Metazoa, Porifera, Homoscleromorpha, Homosclerophorida, Plakinidae. The record is from RefSeq and is a predicted model, not a curated record.
ACUCCGCCCAACAGUUUCUGCACCAACGCAACACAAAACAUGCCUGAGUCAGGAUGGCAGAAAAUCCAGGAGAAUACUUUUCGUCGUUGGUGUACUAGGAAUCUGAAGGUUCGAGGGAUGAAAAUCGACGAUUUGUCUCAAGACUUUAGUGAUGGUUUGCUGCUGAUUGCGUUGCUCGAAGUGCUUUCUGGGAAGAAAUUUGGCCCACAUGAUCAUAAUCCAAAAAAUCGCCUUCAGAAACUAGCAAACUGCGGACUAUGCGUGGAUUUCAUCAAGUCUGAAGGCGUUCGUAUCGAAUUUAUUGGAGGUGUGGAUAUUGUUGAUGGCAACUUACAGCGGAUACUUGGUCUUGUGUGGACGCUUAUUUUGCACUAUCAGAUUAACUUGGGAUUUCAACCUAGGCAAGCUCUUUUGUCUUGGAUUCAAGUUAGAUUGCCAGAUAAAGGCAUCAAGAACUUCACCACAGAUUGGAACAGUGGCAUAAAUUUGGCAGCUUUGGUUGACUCUGUAGUUCCUGGUUUGUGUUCUGAACAUGCAACAAUGGAUGCAUCGAUGCCCUUGCAGAAUGCGAAAUUGGCAAUGGAUCGAGCAGAACAAAGACUAAAUAUUCCUCAGAUUCUGACUCCUGAAGAGCUUGUUAAUCCUAAAAUUGAUGAACUUAGUGUCAUGACAUACAUGUCUUUUUUUCCUGAAUGCAAACCUAAUGAACACGUAGAUGAACCAGAUGUAGGUCCAAAUCCAUUGACGUGGACUGCCGAUGGGCCUGGAAUAGGAAAAUGCGUUCAAGCCAAUGAUGAGACUCACUUUACAGUGUACCCUGGAAUUGGAAAACUUAGUGAAUUGCAAGUGAAACUUCUGAACACCAGCCAGGGCAGAAUAGAGUUUCCUGUUGAAUUCGAAGCAAUAGAAGAUGGCACAAUCCUGGUCACAUAUAACACAGCUGAACCUGGUCACUAUCAGAUUUUUAUUCUUGUAGCAGGACUUGACAUAACUGGAAGUCCUUACGAAGUUGCAGUUAUAGAUGUUACAAAAGUGAGGGUAGUGAUGCCAGAAAGAAAUCUAAAAGUUGGAGACAUCGUCACGUGCAAUGUGGAUGCAUCUCUUGCUGGACCAGGACAGAUUACAGCUAAUGCUGUCGUACCGGGUGGUGAUGAACGGCAUUGUCAGAUUACUGCAUUGUCAGAAGGGAGGUACAAAGCUGAGGUUGCUUUAAAUGUACCAGGAGAGUACAUGAUCACAGUAUCAUUGGAAGGCAUCCUCGUGCUAACCAACCCAUUGGUCAUAGCUGACUUUCACGAGCCAAAUAUUACCCUUGAAGUGGUAGAAUCAAAGUCAGGUCAUCACUUGGUGACACUCCGUGAUGUGCCAUUAAGUUCGUCAGUUCAAUCUUUGAAGAGCCGGGUGCACCAGCAGUAUUCAAAGAUUCAUCUCAGCAGGAUUCAAUUGAGACUUGAUGCAAGGGGCAAAGGACUAAAGGAUGAGGAAACUGUGGAAUCACUUGGUUUGAGAAGUGGCUCUAAGCUGUAUUUGAAAGAUCUAGGACCUCAGAUUGGCUGGAAGACAGUUUUUGUGGCAGAAUACAUGGGACCAUUGCUUAUCUAUCCAUUGUUUUAUGUGAGGCCAGCAUUAAUAUAUGGAGUUGGUGCAUCAUCUGAACCGUACCAUGGUGUAGUGCAAAUUGCUGCUGCAUGCUGGACAUUUCAUUAUGCUAAGAGAGUGUUUGAAACACUGUUUAUUCAUCGAUUUUCUCAUGGAUCUAUGCCUCUGCGAAAUCUUUUUAAGAACUGUUUGUAUUACUGGGGAUUUGCAUGUCUGGUUGGGUAUUUUGUCAAUCAUCCUCUGUACACUCCUCCAGCAUUUGGGAGCAUGCAGAUUGGACUUGGGCUGUUUGGCUUUCUGGUAUCUGAAUAUGGCAAUUUUUCUAUCCACAAUCUCUUGAGUAAUUUGAGAUCAGCUGGUAGUGCCGAGAGACAAGUUCCUCUUCCUUCUUCAAAUGUGUUUUCAUGGUUGUUUAACUAUGUUUCUUGCCCAAAUUAUACAUAUGAAGUUGGUGCGUGGUCAUCGUUUGCUGUAAUGACUCAGACACUGACAGCUGGAUUUUUUGCACUUGUUGGCUUUGGCCAGAUGGCUGUUUGGGCUCUUGGGAAGCACCGAAACUACAAGCGUGAAUUUGCCAACUACCCAAAGAAGAGAAAGGCAAUUAUACCUUUCCUGCUUAUGGCGGCUUUGCAGGCGAGCGAAAUGGCAGGCAUGAUGGAGCAUCAGACGUUGGAGAAUGCAGAGUGGAAAAGAAUACAGCAGAAGACGUUCACUCGUUGGGUCAACGAGCACCUGAAAAAGCAGUCGCGGUUUGUCCGCGACUUGAAGACGGACUUGUCUGACGGCUUGAAUCUCAUUGCGCUGCUGGAGGCUCUGUCACAGAAGCGUUUGGGUCGCUUCACAAAGAAUCCGCGCAUACGUGCUCAGAAGCUAGAGAAUGUCGAUGUCUGCGUGAGGUUCAUAGCCAGUGAAGGAAUACGUCUUGUCAAUAUCGGAAACCAUGACAUUGUUGAUGGCAACUUGAAGCUGAUCCUUGGUUUGAUAUGGACACUGAUCUUGCAUUAUCAGAUCAGCAUGGGAUUUCAGUCUGAUGAAAGUCCAGACAAAAAGGGAGGCCCAUCACCUAAGCAGCAACUGAUGCAAUGGAUUCAAGGAAUGCUACCUGACAAGGCUAUAAAGAAUUUCAACACUGACUGGAACAGCGGUAUCAAUGUAGCAGCAUUGGUUGAUGCAGUUGCUCCUGGAUUGUGUCCCGAGCAUGUCGAUAUGGACUCUUCGACUCCAUUAGAGAAUGCCCAGCUUGCAAUGGGACGAGCAGAAGAAUGGCUUGGUGUUCCACAGGUUCUUGCUCCUCAAGAUAUGGUAAAUCCGGUUGUUGAUGAGCUGAGCAUGAUGACGUACCUGUCGUACUUUCCUGAGGCAACUCCUAAACCCGGUGCUCCUGUCUUCUCUCGAACGAAUAUCAACAAAGUGUAUGCACGUGGACCAGGACUGGAAGCAAAUGGACUAAAGGAAGGUAUGAAAGGACGAUUUACGGUGUUUACCAAGGGUGCUGGUCCAGGCAAUGUCGAGGUAAAAGUCACUGGUCCUGGGGAUGAGAGUUUUCCAUGUGCAGUAGUUGAUAAUGGUGAUACAACUUAUGCGUGUGAGUACACCCCCAUGAAAGCAGGUCCGUUUCGUGUUGAAAUUUUGUAUGGAAGUCAACAGAUUCCUAAGAGUCCAUUUGCAGUGAAUGUUGCCACUAUUGCAGACCCAACAAAGUGCAAGGCAUGGGGUCCUGGGGUCGAAGGCACUGGACUCAAGGAAGGCCAGCCAGCAGAGUUUUGGGUUCAAACAACAGAUGCCGGACCUGGUGAAUUGGAGAUUAGUGUACGAGGUCCGAAAGGAAUUCUUCAGGCGGACGAACUUACUGUUGAACCAGAGGCAGAUGGUACAUACCAUUGCAUCUAUCAUCCCGAGCUUCCUGGUGAAUACCAAGUCUAUGUGAGAUUUGGCUUUCAGCAUAUACCUAAGAGCCCAUUCAAGGUUCGUGUCAGUGCUGAUGUGGCUGAUGCCAGCAAAUGUCGUGUGGAAGGCCCUGGAAUUGAAAGCACUGGUUUAGUUGUGGGAGAACCUGCAGUGUUUUGGGUUUACACGGCUGGUGCUGGUCGAGGCAAACUUGAUGUAUCUGUGAGGGGACGAUAUGGCACGUUAGAUCCAGAAAUUGUUGAUGAAGGUAACGGUACGUACAAGGUCACCUAUCACCCAGAAAAGGAUGGAGAAUAUGUGGUAGCAGUACGUUGGGGCAGUGGCCAUGUUCCUGGUAGCCGCUUUAAGGUAAAUGUAGAUAUGCCUACUGAUGCUAGCAAGUGCAAGGCCCAAGGACCAGGUCUCAAUCCUGCAGGUGUUAGAUGUGGAACUCCAGCAAAGUUUUCUGUUCGAACGAAAGGAGCUGGACCUGGUGAAUUGAAGGUGGUGGCUGCCAACCUCAAGACAAAUAAUAAUGCUCCAGUUGAUGUGAAGGAAGGCCGAGAUGGAACUUAUUCAGUAACAUACAGCCCUGAAGAAUCAGGGCCUUAUUCAAUCUCAGUUACUUAUGAUGGAAAGGACAUUUCUGAAAGUCCAUUUAGUGUCCCAAUUACUGAUCCAACCAAAGUCAAAGUUAGUGGGCGUGGACUAGGAGAAGACGAGAUUGUAAAGGUUGACAAGCCACUUGAAUUUGCAAUUGAUGCAACAGAAGCUGGACCGGGUAUUGCAACAGCUCAACUAAUUGUUGGAACCCGUGGCAAGCCUGAAGAUAUCCCAGUUGAAGAUAAUGGUGAUGGUACAUUCAAGUUAAAGUUAACACCUAAAGAUGCCCAGCGACACAACAUCAAUCUCCUGUUUGCUGGAGGCCAAGUCCCAGACAGCCCAUUGAAACUCCAUGUUGCCGAUCCAUCUCAGGUAAAAGUGUACGGUCGUGGCUUGGACAGUGGAUUGAAGGCUGGUGAUUCAGCACCUUUCACUGUUGAUCUCAACAAAGCUGGUGAAGGUGACCUUGGCAUAGAGAUAGAUGGGCCUGUUGAAGUAGGAGCUGAGAGAAAACAGAACAGAGACAAAACGUGGACAGUUACGUACUAUCCAACGGAAGCCGGAGAAUAUCAAGUCCACCUUACUUUUGCUGGAGAUGAGCUCCCUGACAGCCCAUACAUUGUCAAUGUGGAGCAAGCCACUAGUCCAGAUAAGGUGAAGGCUUCUGGACCUGGACUGGAGAAAAAUGGGCUUGUAACUGGUGGACCAGCAGACUUUAUUGUUGAUACUUCUGAGGCUGGACCGGGUGAGCUCAGUAUUAGUGUUCAAGGACCAGAAGGAGCCGAGCAAGUGGAUAUAUCAGAAGAUGCAGACGGAACUACGUUUUCUUGUGGAUAUAACCCUCAAACAGCUGGCGAAUAUGUUGUCAACAUCAAGUAUGCAGGCAAACAUAUCCCUGACAGUCCGUUCCGACCACGAAUUCGAUGGGCAACCGAUUCAACAAAAGUAAAGGCACUUGGUCCUGGGUUGAAAGGUGGUUUGACUGAUGAACAGGCCGAGUUUACUGUUGAUACAUCAAAGGCUGGUGAUGCUGGGCUAGCUAUACUAGUUGAAGGUCCUAGUCAAGCCGAGAUGAAGGUGGAUGACAAUGGUGAUGGUACGUGUCGCGUUCAAUACUACCCUACGUCUGCUGGUGAGUAUCAGGUCAACAUAAAGUUCAAUGAAGAGCAUAUCCCUGGAUCACCAUUUACUGCAUACAUUGAACCUGCAACGGAUGCAGCCAAAGUUCGUACUGAAGGCCCUGGUAUUGAGCCGACUGGUUUGAAAGUUGGAGAUGCCGGUGAUUUUAUCAUUGAUACAACUGAGGCCGGUCGAGGUAACCUCAGAGUUACCGUGGACGGUCCUCGUCGGAAUUCUGCGACUGUCAAGGUUGAGGACAAUGGUGAUGGUACAUACAGUGCACGGUAUGACCCGAAAGCUGUAGGACAGUACAAUGUCAAGAUCCAUUUUGCAGAUCAUGAUAUAAGAGGCAGUCCAUUUGAAGUUGCUGUCUGUGAUCCUUCCAAAGUUGCAGUUACUGGACCUGGACUGUCAGAGAAAGAAAAGCCACUGAUGAUAAAAGAGAUGCUAGAAUAUAAAGUGAAUGCACAACAAGCUGGUCCCGGUGAUCUGGCUGCCAUGAGCAUCACUACCGAUGGCAAACAGAAGCCUUUGGAAGUCCUUGACAACAAGGAUGGUACCUUCACAGUGCAAUUUUAUCCUGAAGAACCUGGAGCACAUGCACUUGAUCUUCGCUACUCGGGUCAUGAGAUACCACAGAGUCCACUAACUCUGGGGAUUGCUGAUCCUUCAGCUGUGAAGGUAACAGGGGAUGGCUUGGAAGGAGGCAAAGUCAAUGAACGUCAAAGCUUUGUUGUUGAUACUCGUGAUGCUGGCCACGGUGGUCUGUCUCUUGCCAUCGAGGGACCAUCUAAGGCUGAAAUACAGUGCGAAGACAAUGGAGAUGGAACAUGCACGAUUUCUUAUACACCAACAGAAGCUGGUGAGUACAAGGUGAAGGUGCAAUUUGCUGAGGAGACCAUACCCAGCAGUCCAUUGUGUAUUCCUAUUGUGGAUGUAACCCAGGUACAGGCAGACGGACCGGGACUAACUGGUGAAGGUGUUCCAGCUGGAGAACCAGCUGAAUUUGAUGUAAACACUGCUCGUGCAGGACCUCUAAAUUAUGAGGUUCAAUGUACUGUGACUAACCCCGAUGGCAGUGAAGCAUCUGAUGUCACCAUUACACCAGAUGGCAAAGGCAAUCAUCAUGUUAUAUAUGAGACAGCAGAACCGGGCAUGUACAAGGUCAAUCUAGUUUUUGCUGACGAGCAAGUGCCUGAUUUCCCUAUGGAGGUACCUAUUGCAGACCCAUCACGCUGUCAGCUCAAUGGUGCCGGUUUGCAAGCUGGUGCUGUGAAACAACCUGCCACAUUUGAGGUCAACACUAAAGAAGCUGGACCAGGAGAAGUAGGAGUUCAGAUAGUCGGGCCCUAUGGACCUGGGACAGGGCUUGACGGACUCGACAUAGUUAAUACUGGUGAUGGAAUGACUGCUGUUACAUACAUCCCUGUAGAUGCCGGCGAGUACACCAUUGAAGUGACCUAUGCAGGAAUGCCUGUUAGCGAUCAAGCAUAUGUGGUACCGGUUGCCGAUCCAAGUGCUUGCAAGGCCUAUGGACCUGGUCUAGAGCCUAUCGGAUUGUUUGCUGACAAAAUGACACAUUUCACAGUGGAGACCGUUGGGGCUGGAGCCGGCGACCUGGAGAUCGCUAUAUUUAAUCAGAAGACCGAGGAGUCUGUUAAUUACUCUUUAACUGAGAAGUCUGGUGGUGUGUUCUAUGUCGAGUAUGUACCACCUGAUGCAGGUAUUUACCAAGCUGAUAUAAAGUUUGCCGAGCAACAGGCUAGUGGUAGCCCAUUUGUCAUUUCUGUCUGUGACCCGUCUAAAGUAAAAGCAGUUGGUGCUGGAUUGGAGGCAGAAUGUGAAGUUAACAAACCAGCCAGCUUUAGCAUUGAUACACGCGAGGCAGGUGAAGGGAACAUCUCGCUAGCUGUUGAAGGACCUUCAAAGGCUGAAAUUGAAUGCAACGAUAAGGGAGAUGGUACAUGUGAAGUCACCUAUUAUCCCACUGUGGAUGGGCGGUACCAAGUGGUCAUUAAAUUUGCAGAGGUUCUUAUUCCAGAUUCUCCGUUCACUGUUCGGGUCGUCCGUCCUGCUCCUGAUGCUAGCAAAGUGGAGGUCAGCGGAUCUGGUCUGGAGUUCCCAAAGGUUGGUCAGUUGAAUAACUUUGUAGUGGAUGCUUCAGCAGCUGGUGGACGAGGGAUGCUUGAAGUUGGUGUCUUCGGUGCAUAUGUACCUGCUGAGGAAGUAAACAUCAAACAUACGGGUAACUACGUGUUCGAUAUUGGAUAUGAUAUAAGAGAGCCCGGUGAGACUGUCAUCUAUGUGAAGUGGCAUGGAGACCACGUUCCAGGAUCUCCCUUCACAGUCGUGGUGGAGGAAUGAUAAUGACGUUUGAAAAGUGGACUUAGUGAUUGUUUCAGGUGUCAAAUUGGAGUACUAUUAUGAAUUAUGAACUAGUAGCAAAAAAUGAUUUUGUGAGUGCAUGCUUGCAGUUUUAUGAUCUAAGUCUCAGGAGAAAUCAGAAUGAAUUUGCUGUUUGUUUGUGUGUGUUACUUGUUCAUUUAACAUUUGAAUCUAAGCUGUUGUCU